Molecule: messenger RNA, 594 nt
Organism: Selaginella moellendorffii
Lineage: Eukaryota; Viridiplantae; Streptophyta; Lycopodiopsida; Selaginellales; Selaginellaceae
Product: pentatricopeptide repeat-containing protein At1g09410, mitochondrial-like
Exons: 3
Coding region: 1-594 (197 amino acids)
Biological process (GO): RNA modification
Molecular function (GO): protein binding; RNA binding
Source: RefSeq, a predicted model, not a curated record
AUGUACGUGAAGUGCCGGAGCAUGGUGCGUGCUCAAGAGGUUUUCGACAGGAUGAAAAGUCGGGAUGUGGUCUCGUGGAACGUUUUGAUGCUCGGCUACGCACAGGAUGGUGAGAACGAGGAGCUAGCUCUAGAGAUGUUUAUGAAUAUGGUGUCGUCCCGAGGUUGUCAGCUCGAUAGCUGGAGUGUUGUCGCUGCUCUCCAGGCCUCGGAGCCAAGAAAGAAGCUCGGAAUCCACAGGAGAAGCUCAGAUGGCCUUCAACUCUUUGGAGAUUUGCUACACUCCCAGUCUUUGGUGGCUGCGCUUAAGGCGUCAACUCAAGAACAGGGAAGGCAAGUCGAUGGGAAGAUCGUGACGCUGCGUUCGCGGGAAGCCGGAAUGGCGGUGCACUCGUUGAGUUUUCGACCGAUCGCGACGUUGUUAUCUGAAAACGAGCUACCUGAUCAAGACGGUCAGAAUCUUGCAGGAACCAAUUUUUCUUGGGGAGCAAACUGGGGGAAAAGGGGGAAACUCUCGAACCAAACCUCAAAAAAGGCCGGUAAAUAUCUUCGGGAGAUCGUCGAACAAUGCAGCACGCUUAAUCGGAUCCACUGA